AUGAAUUAGAAGAACAAUAAUUGCCAUAAUGCUUAAAGAGAUAACCAUUCAACAUUUCCACCUACUCGCAGAGGAAUUUCGAGUUUUCUCUUAAAAACAUACUCAAUGGUUAUGGUAUGUAAGUCAACACUCAUUCCCUUAUAAUUCAGAGCUUUAAUUUAAUUAAAUUCUGGAAAAUUACAAUAUGAAACAAUAUAUUAAUAAAUUUAAUAUAAACUAAAUAAUUAGAAUCCAGAAUUUGAAGAUAUCAUCUCAUUUAAUAGUGCUGGAAAUGCCUUUGUAGUCAAGGAUUAGAACGGAUUCAGUGAUUAUGUGUUGCCAAAACAAUUUAAGCAUUAAAACUUUAGUUCCUUUAUAAGACAAUUGAACAUGUAUGGUUUCAAGAAGAUAAGAAAUGUCAAUAAUUAGAAUCAGUUCAGUCAUCAUUAUUUUUUAAAAGGAAGAGAAGAUCUUUUGUACAAAAUCAUGAGAAAAAACAGCAUUAUUCACAAAUAUCAUUAUCUGAAAUUGCAGAAUAAAGCAAAGAAAGAAGUUAAUCAAUUAAAUUCCAACUACUCAGAAUUGAAGAUGGACAUAGAAUAAAUAUAAAAAGAACUCAUUUAUUUUUAUUAACAAUUUGACUAAUUUUAAUCUAGUCUUUCAACUUUGAUUGACUCCUCAAGACAAUAAAUUAGAGAAUUAAGCAUUAUCAAGAAUUAGAAUUCCUUUUGUAAUGACUUACUUCUCCAAGUCUUGUCCAAUGUAUCUAAAUCAUAACCCGAAUAAUAAUAUCAUUGUAGCAAUACCAUUAUAUUUGUAUUAGUUCAAUAUCCAUUUACUAACUCUACCCAACAAACUCAAACUACUAAAAGUAAUCGAAGUGAUAAAGAUGAAUUGAAUAAUGAUAAUGAAAAUAAUAACAAUUCGAGUAAAGAGGAUACCAAUCAAAGUUUUUAGAGUAAUUCUUUUAGAGAACCUUAAUAACAAUAAUUGAAAUCAGAUUUAAAUGGAAUUUGA
Molecule: messenger RNA, 996 nt
Organism: Paramecium tetraurelia
Lineage: Eukaryota; Ciliophora; Oligohymenophorea; Peniculida; Parameciidae
Exons: 5
Biological process (GO): regulation of DNA-templated transcription
Molecular function (GO): DNA-binding transcription factor activity; sequence-specific DNA binding
Source: RefSeq, a predicted model, not a curated record